This is a messenger RNA of Cinclus cinclus, 2051 nucleotides long. It is a transcript of the gene PCGF2, whose product is annotated as polycomb group ring finger 2. Lineage: Eukaryota; Metazoa; Chordata; Aves; Passeriformes; Cinclidae. Gene Ontology annotation, molecular function: promoter-specific chromatin binding. Gene Ontology annotation, cellular component: PRC1 complex. The record is from RefSeq and is a predicted model, not a curated record. The coding region runs from base 1050 to 2051 and encodes 333 amino acids. Gene Ontology annotation, biological process: negative regulation of transcription by RNA polymerase II. The transcript is spliced from 10 exons.
AUUAUUUUCCUUCCUUCCACCCCGAUUUUCCCAUUUUCUCUUUCUUUUCCUCGUUUCUCUCUAUUUUCCUUGGCUUUUUCAUCUUCCUUUCCCCCCCUUCUUGUCCAUUUCUCUCUUUUCCUAAUUUCCCUCUGUUUUUCUUUUUCCCACCCCUUCUUUCCAAUUUUUUCCUUUUCUUUAUUCUCCCUCUAUUUUUCUUCCCUUUCUUUUUUCCCCCCUCCCUUUCCCUACUCUUAUUUUCCCUUUUCCUUUCCUUUCUUUCAUUUUCCCCCAAUUUUUUCCCCUAUUUUUUUUCCUCCUCCUCCCUCCAAAUUUUCCAUUUUCCGCCUUGAAAUUCCCUUCCUUUUUUUUCUUCCCCUUUUUUUCCCUCUCUUCCCUCUCCUUCCCCCCCUUCUCCACCACCCUCCCCCGGCUCCUGCCGAGCACCGAGGGUCCCGAGGAGGAUCCCGCUUGUCCCGGGUCACAAUUUGGGGCCAAAACGGGACCCCGAGGGAGUGGGGGACACACGGGGAUUCCACCGAGCAUCGCAUUUUGGGGCCAUUCCAGCGGGUUUUAGGGCACUCUCAUUUCCCCCUCCGGGGUUCUCUGUGAGCACCGGGGUUGGGGGAUUCCAGGGGGGUUUCUCCCCCAAUCUCGGCCCCUCGUUCCCCUCCUCCGCAGCCCCCCAAAGGAAUGGGAUCACGUGAGGCGGGCGGGGCCUGGCGGCGGCUGGAGGUAGGAGGAAAAAAAAAAAUAAAAUUUAAAAUGAAAAAAAAUAAAGAAGUGGAAAAAAUAAAAAUAAAAAAUAAGAAAAAAAAGGAGGAAGGAAGGAGGAAAAAAAAGGGGGGGGAGGGGUGGGAAAGAGCGAGAGAGUGGAGGAAAAAAAAUAUAAAAAUAAAAAUAAAUAAAAAUAAAUUAAAUAAAUUAAAAAAUAAAAAAAGGGCCGCGGCCGUAGCGCCGCCCGAGCCGAGCCGAGCCGAGCCGAGCCGAGCCGAGCCGAGCCGAGGGGCGGCCGCGGGGCCGGCGCUGCCGCCGCCACCAGGGAAGGAUCCGCCCGGGGCCGCUCCAAGAUGCACAGAACCACCCGCAUCAAGAUCACGGAGCUCAACCCGCACCUGAUGUGCGCCCUGUGCGGCGGAUACUUCAUCGACGCCACCACCAUCGUGGAGUGCCUGCACUCCUUCUGCAAAACCUGCAUCGUUCGCUACCUGGAGACCAACAAGUACUGCCCCAUGUGUGACGUGCAGGUGCACAAAACCCGGCCCCUGCUCAGCAUCAGGUCAGACAAAACCCUCCAGGACAUCGUGUACAAACUGGUCCCGGGGCUUUUCAAAGAUGAGAUGAAGAGGAGGCGUGACUUCUACGCCACCUACCCGGUGGCCGAGGUUCCCCUGGGCUCGCAGGAGGAGCGUGGCGAGGUGGCCGAGAGGGACCAGGGCACAGUGCCCGAGGACGAGAUCGUCAGUCUGUCCAUCGAGUUCCACCGGGACCCCAGUGAGGAGCAGAAAGGCGCCGUGGAGAACGGAGACCUGGACAAGGACAAGGCCCCGCCGUGCCCCCCGGGCCCCGCGCUGCGGUUCCUGCGCUGCCCGGCCGCCAUGACCGUGCUGCACCUGGCCAAGUUCCUGCGCAACAAGAUGGACGUGCCCAGCAAGUACCGGGUGGAGGUGCUGUAUGAGGACGAGCCCCUGAAGGAAUAUUACACCCUGAUGGACAUCGCCUACAUCUACCCCUGGAGGAAGAGCGGUCCCCUGGCACUCAAGUACCGCGUCCAGCCCUCCUGCAAGCGGCUCCGGCUGUGCCCGACGCUGCCAUCCGAGGGCACCAACACGAGCGGCGCCUCCGAGUGCGAGUCCGGCAGCGACAAAGCGCAGAGCCCCGGGCUGGCAUCGCCCCCUGCCCUGCCCGGACCCGGGCACGGCUCCCCGGGGCCCGCCCUCAAUGGCUCCGCCUCGAACUGUCACCCGCUGCCACCCAAUUGUCACCCGCUGCCACCCAAUUGUCACCCGCUGCCACCCGCCCGUGGCCGCAAAACCGCCCUGAACGGCACCACGGGCUCGGCUCUGAGCUAA